AUGGCUUCAUUCAAGUGUCUGGUAAGUGACNUCGCCACCAGUUUUCUUAAUCCGGAACGUGUUUAUUAGUCCAAACCUUCACCAAAGGCUCUUUCAUUUUCCCUUAUACUGACAUUGUCCCAUUGUAUAAGUGAUUUUUCGAGAGUUCAUUUCUCAAAUAGAUUUUCCUAAUGCACUACCCGUAUGAGUGGCUGGAAUGACAAUUUAUAUUAAAUUGUAUUUAAUAACGAUCGUGGAUAUUUUUGUCUUGACAGAUAUUCAUCGCCUUGUGCGUCUACACCGCCGCCGCCCAACAUGUGGAACCCACCGAAGACGGAGCAAGAGUAAAGAAACAGACUUUCAUCGCUCCGGCUCGUAAGUAUAGGAUAUUAUUAUUUUCCGUGUUUCGGCAAGUCCUACUUCUGAACUCGUGUUAUUCAAUAUAUUUGUAUCACAUAAAUGCAUCGAAUAAGAUUAUUUUUGUAUCUUUUUUAAGCGAUUGUGGCUUACUCCUCCGCCCCGGGCGCUUACUCGUACGGAUACUCCACUUACGGCGCCUUCCCGUACUCUUACCCGACAGCCGCUUACCCGGCAGCUGCAUAUCCGGCACCGGUACCGUACGUAGCAAAAGCCGCUUACGCCGCAUACCCCGCUUACCCGGAAAAAGCCGUUUACGCAGCUAAAGCCGCAUACCCGGCUUACGCUAACGACGACGGUAGCUACUGGCCCGGCAAGUACGAAAAGACCUACGUUCCAGCUGCCUACCCGACCGUCUACCAUUACUGA
Cinara cedri is the source of this 765-nucleotide messenger RNA. Lineage: Eukaryota; Metazoa; Arthropoda; Insecta; Hemiptera; Aphididae. The record is from the annotation of a GenBank genome assembly.